Molecule: messenger RNA, 12746 nt
Organism: Anopheles funestus (African malaria mosquito)
Lineage: Eukaryota; Metazoa; Arthropoda; Insecta; Diptera; Culicidae
Gene: Cda5
Product: mucin-5AC
Exons: 14
Coding region: 1071-10445 (3124 amino acids)
Biological process (GO): carbohydrate metabolic process
Cellular component (GO): extracellular region
Molecular function (GO): hydrolase activity, acting on carbon-nitrogen (but not peptide) bonds; chitin binding
Source: RefSeq, a predicted model, not a curated record
CAAAGCGAUGCAGCAAAUUUACUGCCAAUAAUGAAAUUAGUUUAAGAGAAGUGCUCGCUAGAGAAGCACUGGAGCGGCGUGUCUUAAGGGGUCGUUUUUCCUUCUGUCCCGUGUUCCGUGCGUGCGUUCGUGCAAACCUUAGCAGCAGCGCAGCAAGGUAGCUAACAACAAAAAAGGCGAGAGAAAGAAGAUCGUACAGUUUUUGGCGUGCAGUGCGCGUGCUAGAAACACUUUUGGGCGCUUCAAAGCUGCCUGGAAAAACCAUAUCGCCGAACCAGAAACGGGAAAAGGAUCCCUUUUCGACCAAGAGACACCAAGUCGAUUCCAAGAAUAUUCCUGCGUGAAGAUUGCCCAAGAUUCGACGAGUGUUUCGAAAACGACGAAGACCUAAGUAAACAGUGCUCCAUUUUUCCUUCUCUAUUUGCGAUUGCACGAUCGCGUUUUCGUUUCGGGUGAUCGCGAAAGAAAUAGCGAAAGGCAGAAAGAAGAAAGAAAGAAAAAAUAUCGAUUUGGUUUUUCGCCGCAAGGAAACGAAUUUAACAGCCUUCUAUUGCUUUCGGGUGGAUGCAAGGAAUUUCGGGUUAGUGAGUGUAUACUUGUGCGUGUGUGCGUGUGUGUACGGCUGUAUGUGUGCUUAGGUGAACGUGUGCAUUGUGUAGUGCGUUGUGCAAACCAUCAGCGUGCGAGCAGGAAAAAUUUGUGCCGAAUAUUUUUUCAAAUACCCAAUCUAAGGCCGCAGCUGAAGUGCAUUUCGAUUUCGUUCGAAAGUGAUCGAACAGAAAGCGGCAGUGUGGUUGUAUCGUUGUACCGAACGCGGCCAACCAGCAUUGAAACUCUGUGAAACAGAAGCACCAGACGGAAAGUGUGGUAAACGAUAGCGCGAAAAAUAGGAAAAGGGCUUUUGUAUUGAGAAAACGGGAAGCUAAAAAUUGUCUCUGCACGUGUCGUCCCUUCUAUAUGGCACCGACAAAAGGAGUUUAGUGAAGUGUGUGCGAGCUUUAGUUUUGUAUUUUCUCUGCAACUAUUUGUUUCCUGUUUUUUCCCACUCAACAACUACACACAAAUCCACGAUGGAGUUCAAAUUUGGAAUGCUCUGGAUUGUCAGCAUUAUUUUGCUGCUCAAUGAAGAUAAUGUAUUCGCACAGACAAAACGCUCGUUCCGUACGAGUGCUGCCCAGGGACGGGCACUUGGCUCCAAUCCCCGACAGUCGACCUCGUCCAGCGUUGAUUUCGAGUGUCCGGAAGAGUUCGGUUACUAUCCACAUCCGAACGAUUGCUCACAGUACUACGUGUGCGUGUUUGGAGGCGCACUGCUGGAAAGCUGUACCGGUGGCUUGAUGUACAGCCAUGAGCUGCAGACCUGCGAUUGGCCACGCAACGUAGGAUGUGAUCUACCCGCACUCAGUUCACCGUCGGGCCCGGCUAGCCGUACGGUUACGCCACGUGUUCCACAGGUACUAAGCAGAGUACGGUUUUCAUCUUCUGCUGCAUCGGCCCCAUCUGGACCCUCGGGACCUUCGGGACCAUCUGGACCAUCGGGACCCUCAGGUCCGGCUGAACCAUCGGCACCGGCACGCAUUCAACAGAUUCACAAUCUGCCACCUCCACCACCACCACCGGCCAACCCGAACCCCGUGAUUACCACUCGCGGACAGCCGAAGAACUCACCCCAAGAUAACAUUGCCCAGCUUUACGCCGAAGCUCACGAAACACUUCCACCAGUAGAGGAAGAGGAAUCGGAUCGUCAGCAGCGUGUCUACCGCGGACAACCGAGCACGGUAUCGCAAGUGCAGCGCGAUCGUGACGGUAUCCUGCAGCAACAGAGUGUCAAUGCUAUUCCGACUCAGGCUAAAGUAGGUUCCUUCGCGUACAGUGCUCAACCUCAGCCGUUCAGAGUGGACAAGAACGACGACGAGUCACUGCAAACGUUAGACGAUACCACAGACCGGAAAGCACACGAUCGCAAGAAGCGAGACACUACCGUUCAAACAAAGACUGAUACGGAAACGGAUACUGCCCAUACCUUACCGGUGACGCAGAUAGAUCCAACGGCUGUAGCUGCUACCGAUGAAGAAUUGAACAAAAAACCUUCCAAACGUUCCAACGCCGAUGAAGCUUCAGUGCAAGAUGUUCUCGCACCGGAGAAUUCACCUGAUAGUUUGGCACCUUCCAGUGGUGGUGAAAGUCAGCGAACGGCACGCCAGCUUCGUCAGUUGGGAAAUUGGCAGUACCGAUCAUUGGACACAUCGCUUUCUCGCCAAAAUAAUUAUUCUCCCAGCAGUUUCGAUCCGUUCGGGUACACGGUGUUACCUACUGCUUCGACAUAUUUUAAACCGGGUGCACGAUAUUUUCAACCGCAAACUUACAGCAAAAAGGAGCUGACCCAAACCUAUAAUGACUAUUUGGAAGCUUACAGCAAGAGUAAACAGCCUACAUACAAUGUCCGCCCGGUAGAAUUACAACCACAUAAAACGUCCGGAUUGCAGAACUACAAAACUAUCGCCAAGAUUACACCCCAGGACACAAUCAUUCCCUUGCUGCUGGCCAAUCAACAGCAGCACCAGCAACGGCCACAUCAAUCCGGCUACGGACAAACACAGUUUACAGCGGCCGCAUUUGUCAAUAGCCACAACAACAAAAAGUACACGACACCCGCAUCACCGCUCGAUGGUGAUGAGGAAACGAUUCCGGACAAUUUUGCCUUCUUCCACUUCGGUAACGCUUACUCCUCUACACCAAUUUCCGUCAACAAUCAUGCGAAAUCGGUAAAGCAAUCGAAACCAUCCAAUGUGCAGAUCUCGAACGUAGCACAACCGACCCAAAAGACGCCCUACAUUGCUUUCAGCUCCGUCGGUGGAUUUUUUAACAACCAACCAACGGCAAAUCCGCUGAAGGAGAGUUUCGUCGUGAAACCAAAUCACUCGAAAUCGAAGCCGGUUCACGUUGGAUCGGUCGGCCCCAGUACACCUGCCCCAGUGUAUGAAGGCAUCUCAAAUUCGAUUCAAUCGAACGGACUAAGAUUUUCCGUCACCACACCAAAGAUUGUGCCGGGAACGGGUCUCGAGCUGUAUCAACCAAACGUCUAUCUUAACGCUCCCCGACCGCAGGUCUAUAGCGGAUAUGGUGGUAAACCUUCCGGGGCCAUUUACGAAGCAUCCACACCCAAACCGAGUGCGGCUCAAUUUGUCACAAAAUCGACGAAUGGCUUCCAGCCCAUCGCUGUGUCAACCACACCGAAAUACUAUCAGCCUCAGGUAUCGAAGACGGUAAGCCCGAGUGAGUAUAGCAAAUUCUACGAAUCCAUCAAGAGCUCUCACAUCGCACAGGUCAAACCAAAUGCGGAACCGUCCCCGAUUCGUAUUGGAUCUGGUCAGGUAGUUUAUCGGCCAGUAUCAAACAACACCAAACUUCAACCAGUGUCCCAAGGAUACGGUCCACAACAAGUGUUCUACAAUCCUGUGGGAUCAUCUCCACUGAGCCCAGCUGGUGCUCCGAAACCUCAAGAGUCGGGAGAGUUUUACUACGAAGAAGAUGACGAUAUAGACCAGCGAGGACAAAAGUAUGUGAAGAACACGUUGGAUAUAAAUCGACGUCCAGUUUAUGGCAAACGUCCUUAUGGUGACGAAGAAGAGGAUGAAGAUGAAUACUACGAAGACGAUGAAGAUGAUGAUGAUGAGUAUCAGUAUCGGUAUCCGGUCAACAAAUCGAAGUACACUCCAAUGACGGAAACAAUGGCUCCACGGCCAAUGCAAAAUCUUACCACUCCAAAGCCACCGGGCUCGGUGUCGGGUAAUCUUUACUACAACUACGAAACUACUACUUGGCGUCCUCCGACUGUGACAACUUAUGCUCCCAGCUCAACCUCGGACAUUCCACCGAUCAUCAAAUUCCCGGAGGAUGUUUUCCAGGGUAUUAGGCCGCUAGGAGACGUACCUCGGUACCUUAACAAAUCCACCCUGAGACCCUACACGAUACGACACCGGCUACGUCCAACGGUUGUGCAGAACAAUCACCUUGAAGAGAAUGUAUCGAACGAUCGAGGCCGUAUUACGACCACGACCAUUACCGCUAGACCUGCAGUGACGACGACCACACCACGCUACUAUCCUACCACGGUGCGUACCCGCAUCACGACCAAGACUCCGACCCGUAGACCCGUGACUGUUACGACAACGCCGGUCACUACCACUACCACCACUUCCGAACCACCGACAACCCAGACGACGUCGCGCAAACGCUACACGAUCCGACCGAAUCGUGGCCAGCAGCGCUGGCGCACAACCGAGACACCGGAACCAAGUACGACCAACGGCCGACAUGCCAGUCCGACCAGACCGACCAAAAUUCGACCGCAAUUGGAGCUCGAUGAACGCCUACCGAACAGAGUUGAAACAUCGUCACCAGCCCCACAGAACCGAUAUGUGCCGGAACAACAGCAGAAGACGCAGCUCACGCAGAGUAACAGAAAUUACUACAACACCAGCAACUACGAACCAUCUGCAUACGAUUCGUACUACGCCGUUUACGACGAGGAUGUCGAAUUGUACCGAGAUGUUGAAUAUCAACCACAGCCCCAGAAACCUGUCGUUUCGUCUACCUACCGUCCGACAGUGGUCACCACCGUGGCUCCCACUUCUCAGCGAGAUCCGUACGUCACUUCUCCACGAACUACCUACCAGAGACCGUCCUACCAGGCAGACUAUGACGAUGCUCUAGUGGCUCAGCUUGAAGAAGAUCGUUACAAUCAGAAGCAAACCAAUACACAGAUAAGAAAUGAGUUGAACUCAAUCUCGGACCGUCCGAUACUGGUAUCUUCCACGAUCCGUGCGUAUAACAGCCCUAAGUAUCAGACGGCCUUCGUUACGACGCCCGAGCCCUUCUCACUGCCGUCGUCAACCACAGCCAGAACCACUACAACCACCACCACUACCACCACCACAACACCUGCUCCAAUACAGUACUAUACUACAAGAUCAUCACAAUUGGACGAUCAAAGUAAUAAAACAACACCCAAAUCAAUCAUAUUAACACUCGCAGCACGCGCGGGUUCCUCAUCGACCCCCGAACCCCCCUCUCCCUUCCUUGUGUCCUUUGCGCCAUCCCCACAAUCUCCCUAUGAGCCACGGUACCGCAGUAGCACUAGCUCGGUUCCACGAUACAUCAAACAAUCAUCUACUACCACAACCACUACCACCACCACCGCCAUACCCAGUACAACCACUACACUACCUAGCACGACCACUACCACCCCCACAACAGUUGACCAAUACCCACGGUUUCGUCCGUCCGCUCAGUACGACCAGCAGGUCCCGUCCGGGAUCAAUUUCCACCCGAUCCCGGAUGAUCACUACUAUGACGAUGAUAGUGACGCCCGUGAGGAUAGUGCCGACCAGGUGGAUGACGAGUACUCGACACUGUCCAAAACUAGGUACGAUUUUGGGUCACCGUCUCGUGUCGCCUCGGAUUCCACGAACGAUCAUUCCAAGAAGCAGUUUAUUACCCAAAAGCUUCUGCCGGUAUUCUCACAUACGUACUCACAGUCCGAUCCUCGCUCGGCAUCAUCAGCUAACGCACAUGCUGUGACGUCCGAUGUUUACGAUGAGACACCUUUUUCAUAUGAUACACGGCCGGAGUUUUCUCCUUCCGGUGCCGCUGAACAGUUUGUUCCAUUGACAAGUAUUUUACCACCAACAACUACUACCACAACUACCACCAGAAAACCAACUACAACCCCUACCACUACUACCACUAGGAAACCAACAACAACUCCUACCACUACUACAACUACUACUACCACUAGAAAGCCUUUUACAACUCCUACCACUACGACAACUACCACUAAAAGGUCCACCACAACCUCCACCACUACUACUAGAAGGCCUACAACAACCCCUAUUACUACUACGACACGUUUGCCCUCUACCAUUCAAGAAUCUCAGCGCCAAAAGCUGCAAAAGUUUAUCAUCUCUGAAAUCCAACCGGCUAGCUUCCGAACCCCUUUCAGUACCACGGCUAAAGCUCAGCCGCUACCGGAUUACGAUAGCUAUCUGUACCAGGAAGCAAUUCCGAGCAGUGUACGAUCGCGCAAUCAGCACACUUUCCUGAAAGCCAUUGCCACAACGCUUUCUGCGACGCAAUCCUCCACGAUCGCAACAACCACUCCGGAAGCUCCUAUCAUACGAUCAUUCACACCCAGGCCUGCGUCUAUAGCAUCUCAAUCUCAGGUAGUACCUAAUCGUGGAGAACAGGUUGGUUCCAACAAAUCGGUUCGAUUGACUCUCACUUCUCAAGAUUGGGAAGACCAACGUCCUCUUUCGACGUUUAGUUCGAGUACCGGUAUCCCGAAGGUUGACACCCGUACCGAACAAAAGUUUAGCAGCAACAGGUUUUAUAACCUCACGCUAAGCUCCGGAUUUGUUGGUUUGCCAGGAACUUCUUCUAGUUCUGGCUACCGAGGGCGCAUCGAAAUUCCAAGAAACCAAGAACCAUUGCCUAACUACACUUCCUUUACACUCUCUGAUGCUGUUACAAGCAGUUCACGUGGGGUAUCUACUACCGUUUCAGAAGUAUUGCCCGAGACAACUACACCAUUCACUACGAUUACGAUACCUACUACUACUACUACUACUACUACAACCACUACAGUAAGCCCUAUUUCAUUGGCCGCAAGUAAUGGCCCUAGUAAUGUACGUUUUGUUUUAAGUUCUAGCUUAGGCACUACUGUCCGACCUCGUUACUCGAAGGUCCAGGAUGAAAAUAUUGCUCUUUAUAAGAGCCAUGAUGUAGAGACCACGACGACAGCGAUAAAUCGGCUUGCGGCACGACCAAACAUCGUACCAACCGUUUCAAGCGACUGGGUCCCUUUGAUAGAGGAAAAGAUCCUGUCCAGUCCCAAGACUAACACUUUGAUCGAACAAGAAGAUCACGAACGUGAUUCGGAUGAUCCUCUGUUCCAAACGCGAGUGCAAACAAACACUGAGGAUUCUAUCGACGUGGUUACAACCCCUUCGACGCAGCCGACUCGGUUCCCACCGAGAACUACUCUUGCGCCAUUUGGCACUCUAGAGGGUAGAAAGUUUAUCGACAAAGUACAAAGUCUCGCCACGCGCAGUCCUGUUAUUAAAGAAACGACCAGCAAAUCACAAAUAGACCCAGUAACGAUUCCGCCCUCGCGGUUGGUUGUUUCACCAUACAAAAGUUUGGAGGUGCAGCGUCAAACCACGUCCUCUGAUAAACCAUUUGCUUCUACUUCGAGAGUUAUCUCGAACCUGUACCGCACAACCACACCCGAAAUUCCGGCUGUCGGUGGUCCAACGGUAAAGAGCUACUUUCAACUGACAGCUGUACCGAAGUUGGCCGCUAUUUUGCGUGAAACAACCACACCAAGUACGACAACGGCUCGAUCAACUUCUACGACCAGUACAACUGUUGCUCCUUCUAGUACGACCGUGACCAGUACGAGCGAAGAGCCUACCACUACUCGUAGUACCAGUGUACCUGCGUCUACGACAGUCUCAACAACUUCUUCCGUUAGUAGUUCAGAAGAAGUGACCACAACUACCAGUUCUUUGCCCAGAUCGACCGAAGUAUAUCGAGGUCGAUAUCGUCCUGUGUUCAGUUUCAUACGUUCUUCGGAAUCGUACGAUGAGGCAACUACUCCACGGUACCGAUAUCUUCGUACCCGUGGACGAGGGUCUCCCCGACGUUCCUACACAAGGUUGCGUCCCACGUCUCAAAGUUACACACUAGCAUCAAGCACGAUAGACGACAAGCUUAGUGCACUGAAAAGCUCCCCUGCUAGUAGUAGUACCUUGAUUCCAACAAGAGAUUACAGUGGAACAGCCGAUAGCACAGUGUUAUCGAUUGCUACCGACUAUGACGAGCGUGUAGCUAGUUCAAGUUCAUCUUCCUCAGCUUAUCUGAACCGCAUUCCGACGACCGAUCGUACGAAGUACCAAUCGACUGAUCGCGAGAUUUCUAAAACAGCGCACUUAAAGAAUCGUUACGAACAGCUCGAUUUCAAUCGUACCGCAAAGGAAGAUAGACCACACCAACCAAUUACUACUACAGGGCAAUCGAUUCGCGUUGUCCAAAUCACGGACAAACCGGUAUAUUAUACGCGCUUCCAUUCGACAUCCACUGAAGAAAGUUCUUUUGCUGUCGCCAACAGCAGUCGUCAGCCGGAAUCGACAACGAAAAAAUUCCGUGCAACGGUCGAGAUGCCAGAAAUGAACAUUCCGACCGAGAAGGAGCUACUUUCCUACCAUCAGGACAGUAGCAAUACAUCGGAAGACGAGGAUCGCGACGACGAUGACGAUGAGGAAGACGUUGAAGAUGACGAUGUUGAGCCCGUAGACGAAGAUCUGGCCGAUUAUUCAUAUCUAGAAACAUCCAGUGUACCGUCCACCACGACGACAACCUCUAGUACGACACCACCGACGACGACGACUACUACUACUACCACUACAUCAACAACGACGACCACCACGACUUCCGCACCGCCCUCAACCACUAGUACAACGACUUUACGGAGCACCUUUAAGCCGAUGGCACGUGCCUCCAAACGGUACACGACGCCACAUUAUGCCGCGAUUGCGGCAGUCACUACCGAGCGUAGUUUCCAUUCGGCUGUGCCAUCGCGCUUCUACCCUAGUACAACGCAAGGAUUGAACCUUACGGCUGGUGCUGCCUAUCCGGAAACUUAUUCGGAACGCCCAUAUAACAGUGCACGUAGCACCGUUUCGCCUCCUUCCUCCUCCUUAUAUCCUUCGCCCAUUGAUGCCGUAAGUCUUCGGAUCAGUGAGGACAUCGGUAAAAGCUACAGUUUGAACAGUAGCUCUAUUUUAUUCCCCCAAUCUUCCACCUCAACUCCUUCCAAUCCCACCACUACCAAUACUACCACAACCAUCACCACCACCACCACCACAAUCCGCCCGCCAACGACGUACUCCGUAAACAAGCUCCCACCGCGCGCUUCCAGGGUCAAUAAUGCCAUAAAGACCACGAUCGCAGCCGCACAACUGCCACGCCGAUAUAGCAAACCAUCUGCAGCGGGAAAAAGUAUACAAUGUACAGAAAACUCACUGUCCGCCAAAUGCAACGAGAUUCCCUCGAGAGUUAGCAACAAUAACAGUAACAACAACCGCAACCGUGGCAGUUCGCAUUAUGCGACCGAUGGGCAAUCGACCGUUUCGGCUAACCGAGGAACGCACCCACCACGUGCACGACCAACAUUGAAGCCGUCGCAGAAUAUCGUUUCAAAGGCGCAGGAGUUUGUCGAUAUCUAUCGCCAUCCGCCGACUCGUCCGGAGCCACUAUAUCCUCAACCAACACCCGACAAGACAGCUGCCAAAUGCCGUAAGGAUGUGUGCCUGCUUCCCGAUUGUUAUUGCGGUGGAAAGGACGUACCCGGGGAACUUCCGGUAGAGACAGUGCCCCAGAUCGUACUGCUCACGUUCGACGAUUCCGUGAACGAUCUGAACAAGCAACUCUACCAGGAUCUGUUCGAGCGUGGACGCGUGAACCCGAACGGUUGUCCUAUCACCGCUACGUUCUAUGUAUCGCACGAAUGGACCGAUUACAGCCAGGUGCAGAACCUGUACGCCGACGGACACGAAAUGGCAUCGCACACAGUUUCCCAUAGCUUCGGUGAAUCGUUCUCGCCUAAGAAGUGGGCCCGAGAAGUUGCCGGCCAGCGUGAGAUCCUUUCCGCGUACGGUGGUGUUAAGCUGGAAGAUGUGCGUGGUAUGCGUGCACCAUUCCUGUCGAUCGGUGGCAACAAAAUGUUCAAGAUGCUGCACGACUUUAACUUCACCUACGAUUCAUCGAUGCCGGUGUACGAAAACCGUCCACCGAGCUGGCCGUACACGCUUGACUACAAGAUCUUCCACGAUUGUAUGAUUCCGCCCUGUCCAACCAAGAGCUAUCCAGGUGUUUGGGAAGUUCCUAUGGUGAUGUGGCAGGAUCUGAACGGUGGUCGCUGUUCGAUGGGUGACGCUUGCUCCAAUCCGCCAGAAGCCGAGGGUGUGUAUAAGAUGAUCAUGAAGAAUUUCGAUCGUCACUACACGACCAACCGGGCACCGUUCGGACUGUACUACCAUGCCGCCUGGUUCACGCAGCCGCACCACAAGGAAGGAUUCAUACAAUUCCUGGACGCGAUCAACUCGAUGAAGGACGUGUUCAUCAUCACAAACUGGCAGGCGCUGCAGUGGGUACGCGAUCCAACUCCACUUUCUCGCAUCAACUCCUUCACGCCCUUCCAGUGUAACUAUGGGGAUCGUCCGAAGCGUUGCAACAACCCGAAGGUAUGUAACCUGUGGCACAAAUCGGGCGUACGGUACAUGCGCACCUGCCAACCCUGCCCGGACAUCUAUCCAUGGACCGGCAAAACUGGCAUCCGUUCGUCGCGCAUCGACAACGACAUCGAGGUGGCCGACACCAACUAAGUCAAACACGUGAUGGGUGCAGUGCAGGCAGUGUGAAGCAGUUUACGGUUUGCCGAUGCAAAAAAAACACACAUGGCUUCGUUUGCUGGAAGGAUUUUUUUCUUUUGCAACCAAAUUAAAUCUGUCAGUUAAAAGAAAACUAAUCGCACCGCAAAAGUGAUCAGCCUUAUUAGCCGGCACGCAACCGAACUGUAAACACUGCACUGUACAAGCCAACACCGGAAAAGGCACCGAAAGUUCCCUGAACCAUCUGAUAAGGAUUUGCGGCUGUGUGCUUCCUUAAACUAAAUGCAACAUACGCCAUUAUCGUCGACAUGCUACAGCUUCUCCUUUCAAUAGAAGUCCGCUGCAAACGUUUUGCAGCAAUCGGACACUCGGAUGGAGCUUGAAUCUGUACUUUACAUUCAUCACCCUAUUACACCGCACGCCCUUUAAGUUUUUAGGUAGCAACUAUCGAAGGCAAUGUGUGGAAAGAUGCCUACCGGCUUAGAUACUAAUUCUAGUGUAUGAUACUAUUUUAUUCAACUAUAAAUUAUUAGAACUACGGACGAUCUAGAGUGAGCGACAAUACGAAAAUGCAAAAAAAAAGGUGAAAGGUGUUGACACUUUAAACAACACCAGCAAGUGUAAACUACUACUGGCAUGUGUUUUGAUUGUAAAUAUUUUUGGUCACCAACAGGUGGUACUGAAUGUGAACACGAAUUCGGGCAACAAAAUUUGUCGAUGAAAUUCCAAAUUUAAUUUAAUUUACGCCACCGUUUCACGCAACAUUCACAAGCAAUACUCAUACAAUAUUUUAGUUCUACACUAUGUUUGUUCUUUGCUCUUUGCAGCGUUCUAUUGAGAUAAUUUUCCCCAAUUUCUAUCACUUUGCGUCCACUAUUAAAGGCUAUUGCGAAUCUAUGAAUGUUGCACAGCAGUGAUGAUAAGUACACAUGUUAGAUGAAAGAAAACACAUAAGGUGACUGGAUGAGUGCACUGCCAUAAUGAGAGGAAAAUUUAAUAAACAAAAAAAAGCAAUUGGAAAUCACCAUAGUUGAAUGUAAUGACAGAAGUGAAAAAAGGAAAUGAUAAAAAACGAAGAAAAAUAAUGAACAACAAAACCUCGAAGAAACAGAUGAAAACAACAAACAAAAGCGCAACAGUGAAUGUUAAAGUAACUGAAAAAUGCUGAAACAAGCUAAGAUAGAACGAAACACAAAGCAAUAUAGACAAAAUUUUACAACUGUUGGAAAAGUAUAAUGCAAAACGAAACAGAAUAAGUCAAUUUGAAGUAUCGUCUACCGCCUAUUGUUACACUGGUGUCCAGUUCCAUCGUUUUGUUGCUGUAUUCCAAUUUACCGAUCUUUUUUGGGAAGUUUUCAUUCUUCCGGUUGCGGUAUGCUUUUGGUUAAAGGUUAAACUUCCAUGUUUUAGUUUUGUUUCUUUUUCGUACUUAAUACGGAACGUUUAUAAAUUUAAAAUCAAUGCAAACACGAAUAUUCCAGACGAUGGAACGCAUGCUUUUGUAACGUCUGGCAAAAGAGCGCGAAACGAAUGUACUUCUGUUUUUUAUAAAUUACUCAAUCAAUAUAUUACAAUACAAGACAGCAACUUGCUAUUCCAUCGACAAUUAGAGACAGUAUUGUGCUAGACGCGCACCGAAGUGCGACCCGAAGUUACAAUAUUUAUAGGUUUAUAGACAGUAAAUUAUGUGGCAGCACACGGGAAGGCACAAAAGGCAGAAGCUACUGGUAGGAAUAAAUGAAAAUGAAUGCUUUUUCUGUAAAUAGAUCAUCUAUUGCCCUUUAAAACAAACGGCAAGCGUAAAAAAGUGUGCUCUCUAUGCCUCACGAGGGCAAUAAGAAGUCGAAUGGCAAAUCGAAACAAAAAAAGUACAUAUUUGCUUACGAUUUGACUACGAAAUGUUCUUCAUUACUUGGUAGCAUCGUAGCCUUCCAGAAACGUUCAAGACGUGUACCAUUAAAAAGGUAGCUUCCUUUUCGCACACGACAUCAACACUGAUAAAAGGAAAAAAGAAUGUUUAUAUCUGUUUUUUUUUAUGCCACACGCGCAAAAGCUAGAUUUACGCGACCUCUUUUCGUAUAUUAUUGACAAAUGUCACCAUGCGAGGGUGCGUCCUCACUUAGGUCUUUACCGAAAAUGUAUUUUUUGUCUACUUUGUCCGUUUGUGUUACUGUUAGCUGUUAGGAAUUCAACGACGAACGAGACGAUGGAACAACAUCCGAUGCGUAAUCUGUAGUAAGUGUAUUGGAGUACGAACAAUGAAAUAAAAUAAAAUAAAAUUUUAAUCAAUAUAAA